Agrilus planipennis (emerald ash borer) is the source of this 1095-nucleotide messenger RNA. Its product is annotated as RNA helicase aquarius. Bases 22 to 1011 code for a protein of 329 amino acids. The transcript is spliced from 6 exons. The record is from RefSeq and is a predicted model, not a curated record. NCBI's taxonomy places the organism in Eukaryota, Metazoa, Arthropoda, Insecta, Coleoptera, Buprestidae.
CUUCUAUGUUCUCUCUUGUCUAUGGUUACAAUUUACAACGGUUUUAUAUACUCAAAACAAUUUGCGUUUUUUAAUUUGCAAAGGUUCUACACUAUUAAUUUGGUUAAUAUAAUGGUUCAGAGUAACGAAGAAGCGACUAAAUUAGUAGCUCCUACAGUGGAGCAAAUAAAUGCUGAUAGAUUAACUCAGUUAGCGGAAAAAUAUUGGGCCCCCCAUACAUCCCAUGAGCACCUACCUUUCGAUUCAGAUGUUGUGGAAGAUAUUUAUUUGGUUGACAUUAAGGGUAGCAACUUUUCAGUCCGUAGAAUAAUGGUUUUAGAAUUCAGUCAGUAUUUAGAGAACUUUUUAUGGCCAAACUAUGGCCCCAAUGCAACCCAUGCCCAUAUGAUGUCAAUAGUUGCAAUGUUGAAUGAAAAAUUUCGUGAGAGAGUGCCUCCUUGGCAAGUAUUUAAGAAGAACCACGAAUAUUUUCCCAAUUUCUUUCAUCAAGUGUUGAAAGCAUGUUUAGAAGAUGAGUUGACAGUAACAUUGAAAGAACAAACAGCUCUUUUAGUUUUCCUCAAUCACUGUUUUAACAGUAUGGAAGUUGCAUUAUGUAGAGAGCAAGUUAAAAGACUAGUUUCAUUGUCAAUGUGGGUUUCAUUGCAACCUUCUCGAAGAGAACAAGAAUUUAGGCAAAAUCCUAGAUGGAGAAAAUACUGGCGUGCAAUUCAGAAAAGGGAUAAACAAGAAACCUCAGAACAGUUAGAAAAGCUCAAUUGGGAAAGAACAUUUUUACAAAAGCUUAUUUUAAGGUUUCUUUCUAUUUUGGAAACAAUUCCAUAUGAGGGAUUGCUAUUAGUCGAUAAGCUUCAUUACUGUGAACGAUUUUUGGAGUUAAUUACCGAUUUGGAAGCUCUGUUGCCUACAAGAAGAUUUUUCAAUACUGUUCUUGAUGAUUGCCAUUUGGUCGUUCGAUGCCAAUUAUCGUCAUUAAUUAAAAGGCCAGAAGGUCAUCUCUUCAGCCAGUAAAUUCCCGUGUUCAUUGCGGUCAUUUCGUCACCCCAUUCGCAUUCGGGCUCCGGUCGACAGCAAGAACAGGCACAAACGCUGUAA